AGCGUGCUGACGAUACAGCACCACCGUCGAAUAAUGGCCCGGCAGCACCCGGGGCUGCUUAAGCUGUUUGUCAAUUGAUACUAUAAUUUGCUUACUACUACACAGUUCGCUACUAAACGUUUAAUCUAAUCCUAUGUUUAUAUCUGUCAACUGUCACUACCUGACGGUCUGUAUCGGAUCGUACACUAUACAGCGUGAAACAAAUGAUACUAUCGGGAAAGAAGGCUUUCCAUUUCUGCAGCAACAUAACCAGUGAGACUACUAUUCUAUUACCACUAAGAUCAUCGGCCAAAGUCAGGCUGGAUAACUUCUAGGCUUGUGUAUGUGUGUGUGUAUAUGUGUCUUACCAUCUUUCGAAUAUUUUGAAUUCUCAGAGUACCAGCAGGCUAGUACAAAUCACUACACAGACAAACCGUGUGCUACUAAUAGCGCUGUCAGUGCAUACACCAGCACCCAUCAGCGAGCUUCCUCACGAUCGUCGGCGAGUGUCGGUUACGAUCACACCAAAGUCAAAGACUACUACAGAAGACAUCAACAUACCGCCACCGAUCAGCAUGUGUACAGCCGCGAUACCAGGCAAACGGCCUUCGAGCACCGUCGGCCAUUGCGUGCGUCGAGCACCUAUCACAGCGCGUACUAUUAUGGCUCGACCCAGGGGCUUGGCCACUCGAGCCAUCUUGGCGAGUCGGCGAGUCGUGAUGUAACAAGCACUUCAGACAUCGCGAGCCAGCGACAGAGACGCAGCUACUAUCAUGAGCGGUUGACGACCGGAACGCGCCACGAUAGAACGGCACGAGAUGUACGGAAAUCGCCGAACGUUCCGGAACAGGCGCAAAGUUUGUCGGUGGAGCGAACCGAAUGGCGGACGCGCGAUUGGGCUCGCAUCAAGCGUACCAGUCCAGUGGUAGUGUGUGAGGUGGAGGAUGAUACCAGUAGCGGCAAACACUCGAUUGGCAGGGGCAGUAGUGUCGCGCAAGCCACUACCAGCGUUACCGAAUCUACUUCAUCCCGCGAAGAGUCUAAAUCGUUGCGGACCUCCGACCGUACCUCACAGCUGCAGCUAUCCACGUCUGACGUCCACAUGUCCGAAUCGGAUCGAACGGGCAGCAAACGGUCACAAACCUACCCGUACCAUUAUCGGAUGGAUACGUUCGCCACAACACAGCGCGUCGAAAGUUUCUCCUCGCUGGAAAUGUACCAACCGAUCGUACAAACUGUGCUGCGCGAUCGGCUUGUAAAGCGUGGUUCGAACCUAAUUCUUGUCUGCUCAUUCUGGGGCAUAAACUGUGAGAUCGAAUGGGUACACAACUAUACGAAAAUUAACAACGGUGCAAAGUAUCGCAUCUCGCGCCACCAGGGCAUGAGUAUACUGGAGAUCUACGACAUUACGCAUCAGGAAGCGGGCAUGUACAAGUGCGUGGUGCGGAACGAUUGCGGUGAAGACGUUACCAACUGCUGUAUUCUGGUGCUGGACCACAUACGGUUGUCGUCGACAAAGCAAACGAGACCCGAUCGCCAUACGUUGACGAGACGUUACUGAGGAUCGCUGAUCGAUGGACUUAGUGUUUAGAUUGUUUAGUUUGUAAUUUUGUGUCCCAUGUUGUCCAGUGCCAUUGCGCUCACACUCCAUCGAAUGUUUGUGUGUUUGUGUUGGUAACUUUCAUCGUUUUAUGUUCCCACCAUUUACGUCCCUUUCUUCGUCGAUCGUUUAGUGUGUUUGUAACUAUGUGUGCUCUACAUGACUACGGCAAGAACUGGAGGUGUCGAGGCACGGGGCCAACCGGAAAAUGGGCCUCACCUUGCUAAUACGUUUUGCGUGUGCAAAAUUUCCCUUUCCCAAUUCCUACUC
Anopheles funestus (African malaria mosquito) is the source of this 1849-nucleotide messenger RNA. RefSeq lists its product as uncharacterized. The coding region runs from base 323 to 1540 and encodes 405 amino acids. The record is from RefSeq and is a predicted model, not a curated record. The transcript has 2 exons. NCBI's taxonomy places the organism in Eukaryota, Metazoa, Arthropoda, Insecta, Diptera, Culicidae.